AUGGAUACCGAAAAGUACCAACCGUCCGAGACGAUGGCCAAGAACCAUGAGAUUGGUGUGACCUAUGCGAUCGUCGACAAAGCUGCUGAACGCGCGUACGUCCGCAAGAUCGAUCUCUACCUCCUGCCCUUCCUCUCCCUCAUGUACUUCUUCAACUCAGUUGACCGAAGCAAUCUCGGCAACGCAAAGACCGAUGGCAUGGAUAAAGAUCUUGGCUUCACAGGCGAACAGUACAGCCUAUUGAUUCUGCUGUUCUACGUUCCAAACGGCCUGUGCGACUUACCCUUGAAUAUGAUGACGAAGAAGUGGAGCGGGAAGGUCAUGCUGCCUUCUCUGAUGCUGCUCUGGGGCGCUAUGGCACUAUUGCAAUGCGCAGCGAAGAGCUUUGGCGGGAUGCUUCCGCUGAGAUUGCUCAUUGGAGCCUUUGAGGCGGGAUUCUUUGCGGGAGUCGUGUUCUACUUGACGUUAUUCUACACACGUGGUGAACUUGGAUUUCGCAUCUCGAUCUUCUUCGGAAGUGCGCUGCUUGCGGCGGCCUUCAGUGGGUUGAUCUCGUAUGGUGUUUUCCAGAUUCAGCAUUCGAUUCCGGGAUGGAAGUGGCUGUUCAUCAUCGAAGGCGCCAUGACCGUCAUCCUUGCUCUCAUCGCGUACUUCUGGCUUCCUGCAUCGCCAGCAAACGCGUGGUUCCUCAAUGAAGCCGAGAAGCAGCUUGCUGAACGCCGCACCCUCCGCGAUCUGUCAAGCACCGCCCACUCGGACUUUAACCUGCACGACUGCUUCCGUAGCUGGAAGAACUGGAAAAUGAUACCCUGGUGUAUCAUCGCAUUCACGUACCCCGUCGCCUUCUCUACAACAUCCAACUUCCUACCGCAGAUCGUUCAACGUCUAGGUUAUAGUGUAGUCAAGACCAAUCUCUGGACCGUGGCACCAAACGCUGUUGGCUUCGUAUUCCUGCUGGCUGUCACCUAUAGCAGUGACCAUUUCCGCGAGCGCACAUUUCACAUCAUCUUCGCACUGUCGGUCUCGCUCGUCGGCCUCAUCAUCCUUGCGACGAUUGACGUCCUCGCCAACAAAGGUGUCGCGUACUUCGCUUGCUUCAUGCUCUGCGCCGGCGCGUACAUCCCUUCUUGUCUUGUCCACUCAUGGCAUAACAACAAUAACCUCAAUGAAUCGUCUCGUGCGGCUACAACGGGUUUGCUCGUCGGCCUAGGUAACCUCGGCGGUAUUGUCAGUGCGGCGACCUUCAGGCAGGAGUACUCCCCUAAGUACAUUCCUACUUUGGCUGCUACAGCGGCCUGCAAUGUCGUGUGCAUUACGGUGACUGCAGGGCUUGGGGUCUGGAUGAAAAUGGAGAAUCGACGGCGGGACAGGGAGCAAGGCGUUAGGAUCAAGCCAGAGGAGGUACCGACUGAGAUGCUGGGUGAUGGAGAAAAGAGUGAGAUGUGGAGGUUCUUCACUUAG
Messenger RNA from Didymosphaeria variabile, 1461 nucleotides. RefSeq lists its product as uncharacterized. NCBI's taxonomy places the organism in Eukaryota, Fungi, Ascomycota, Dothideomycetes, Pleosporales, Didymosphaeriaceae. Gene Ontology annotation, molecular function: transmembrane transporter activity. Bases 1 to 1461 code for a protein of 486 amino acids. The record is from RefSeq and is a predicted model, not a curated record. Gene Ontology annotation, biological process: transmembrane transport. Gene Ontology annotation, cellular component: membrane. The transcript is spliced from 3 exons.